Molecule: messenger RNA, 1638 nt
Organism: Coprinopsis cinerea okayama7#130
Lineage: Eukaryota; Fungi; Basidiomycota; Agaricomycetes; Agaricales; Psathyrellaceae
Exons: 8
Coding region: 1-1557 (518 amino acids)
Biological process (GO): translation
Cellular component (GO): ribosome; cytoplasm; nucleus
Molecular function (GO): structural constituent of ribosome
Source: RefSeq, a predicted model, not a curated record
AUGUCGACCUCUGACCUCCUCAAUCCCGAGUCUCCCGCCUACAAGAAGGCCCGUCGCCAGUUCUACAAAGCUACAAAGAACAGGCCUCCUGUUUCAGAAAAGGACUGGACACCCUUCAGAGCCGCUGAGAAGCGAUACAAGGCCCGCUUUCCACCGCCUGAUCUCUCCAAUGUCCUCGAUCUCGCACAACUAGAUCCGUCAAGGGAACAUGAGAUCACCCAAGGUGUUUGGAAGGGCUCUCUAGAUCCCGUCGAGUAUAGAAGAGUUGGGUCGGCCUACACAAUACCAGACAUACCUGGCCUAGUCAUUCUGCCCUCCUUUGUCUCUCAUAAAGACCAACGAAACCUCAUUCGCUGGGCUUUGGAGAGGCAAGCUCGUCACCCGAAUCCCACCAACCUCGAUGUCCAUUAUCACCUGCCAAAGGAAGGUCUUUGGAAUCGGUACCUCCAGGAGCCGGAAACCACCAUCCGCCCAAAAGCUGUGGACUCAGAUGUAGUGGAUGUUCCUUCCCCUGGUCCUCGGCAACUGGUCAACAACACCCCCAUAUCCGUAGACAACGUGAAAGAAUUGGUCGUGACCCCGAAACCUCCACCGGCGCCCUCUGCAACUGUCCAACCUGCCUCUGCGUCGUCUCUGCUGUACAAACUCCGAUGGGCGAAUAUUGGAUGGUAUUACCACUGGGGCACGAAACAGUACGACUUUUCGCAGGGAAAGGGAGAUAUUGACGAAGAAUUGCACGACAUCUGUCGCAAGGCUGUUCAUUCCGUUGAUUGGAAGGAGGUCUACGAAGGAACCCAACUCGAAUGGGAGCAACCUGAGGAUCCAGAGUGGAAAUAUUGGAGAGAUACAUAUGAACCCGACGCUGGAAUCGUCAACUUUUACCAAACUAAGGACACGCUCAUGGCACAUGUCGACCGCUCCGAAGUAUGUGCAACAUCCCCUUUGGUGUCGAUAUCCCUCGGGAACGCGUCUGUCUUCUUGAUUGGUGGAAACACUCGAGAAUCUGAACCAAUCCCUCUCCUCCUUCGCUCAGGCGAUGUUGUGAUCAUGUCAGGACCUGUGGCAAGGCGAGCAUACCACGGAGUGCCUAGAAUCUUGGAGGAGACCCUUCCCCCUCAUCUACAAGGAGACUCGGACGACUGGCGACCUUUCGCGCGAUACAUGAAAACCACGCGAAUCAACGUUAAUGAACGAAAGGUCUUCGGCAACACGGCCGACUGUACAGUUUUGAAAAUUAAGGUUCAGCGUACUCAUCGUCAGCACCGCUCCGCUAAUCAGCACAUCCCCGACGAUACAAUGGAAAACGACGCUGGUGUCCUUGUCGAUCUCUACGUUCCCCGCAAAUGCGCGGCAACCAACCGACUCAUUACCGCUAAGGAUCACGCAUCCGUUCAAAUUGUCAUCGCCGAUGUCGACGCCAACGGCCGGGCCCUUACCACUGGCACCACCUUUGCCCUUAGCGGCCAAGUGAGAUCCCAGGGAGAGAGCGAUGACUCCCUUAACAGACUGGCGACCAAGGCUGGACUGUUGAGAAACGUCUGGUCAUACCAAAAGUAAAAUUCUGGAGAUUAGUUCGGGACGACUUUUUCCAUUGUAUUCAGCCGCUUUCCUAUUGCAUUUCCAUUCACGCAUCCUGAA